Molecule: messenger RNA, 2087 nt
Organism: Marchantia polymorpha subsp. ruderalis
Lineage: Eukaryota; Viridiplantae; Streptophyta; Marchantiopsida; Marchantiales; Marchantiaceae
Source: the annotation of a GenBank genome assembly
ACGUUCACUACAGGCAGACGUCUGCUCGUCGGAGAAGGUAGGCUAGAGUAGAAUCGGCAGCUUCACGUCACAAUUUCCUCGACCGAUUGCACGACAUUGCCCGCCGUCAUUAUGGGCGUCGAUUCCAGCACUGAGGGCCCCAAGAGCUUGAAAAAACAUGUUCUGCUUUUGGCAGUGUCGUUGCACGCGCACAUCGCCGGCAUGGUGAAGCUUGCCGUCGAAUUGGCUCAACGAGGUGUCACAGUCACUUACGUGGGUGAGGAGAUGGACUUGCCGAAGUUCAGGAACGAACAGGCGAAGGGGUUAGACCUCCGUCUGAUCUCCUUCGACGAAUUUCCAUCCUCGAAGCAAAUCCUCUCCAGUCCCAACUUUGACAUGUUCGACUUCGUUAUGAAUGCAAAGGAAAUUUUUCAGCCAGUUCUGGACAUCUUCAUGAGGGAUAAGCAGGCCGGAAAGCCUGGCCCUACCUGCAUCAUUGCUGACAGGUUACUGGCAACCCCUCUGGAAGCUGCGAGAUUGUUAGGAAUUCCUCAUUACAUGUUUUACAGCUGCGGAGCAAAUUUCGCCCGAAUGCUGCAAAUGUUCCCGCCGCUAUUUGCUGAUGGAACUCUCACCUCGUGUCCAGCUUUGUGUAAACCCAGGGCUACUAUACCGGGGAGGCCUAUAAACUCGCUGUCAAAGUUCGACGGUGCGGUGGAAAUAGAUGGCUUUCCACCAUUGCGGUUUUCAGAUAUGUUUGAGGCUUUAUUCGGGGUGGAGGCCGUGAUAGGUAUGGGUGAAGUUGUUCAACAAACGGAUGCUCUAAUCAUGAAUACGUUUUACGAGUUUGAAGCGCCAAUUAUCGAGGCCAUCCAGCGGUAUCGGAUAGCGAACAGGCCCUGGAAGCCCGUUAAGGUGUUCUGUGUUGGGCCUAUUUCAAGCCCCGCCGUCGGGAAGGAGCCUACCCUGGAACCCAGCUUGUCGCUGUGGCUCGAUAGUCAAGCACCUGAGUCGGUGAUUUACAUGUGCUUUGGCAGCAUCGCAGGAAAAUAUGUCGAUCCGGAACAGGCACGGGAGAUUAGUCAAGCUCUGGAAGACAGUGGGCACCCGUUUCUGUGGGCUUUUGACUUUCGUCCUACUCCUGAAUACCCAAGCCUGCAAGAUCUUCUUCCUCCAGGUUUUGAAGAACGGAUGAAGGGCAGAGGGAUUGUUCAAUGUGGGUGGGUGCCACAGUUGGAGCUUUUAUCGCACUCGUCCAUAGGAGCCUUCAUCACGCACUCCGGCUGGAAUUCGGUACUAGAAGCCGUCUGUGUCGGAGUGCCAAUGAUAGCUUGGCCUCGGCUCCCUAACGAUCAAGGCAUAAUCACGAGGCACAUUGUGGAUUUUCUGAAAAUUGCAGUUGAAGUAGGAGCUGAUAAAUAUGAUUGCGAGCCUGUCUACAUCGAAGGUCGUGUGGUGGUUCCGCGUCAAAAUAAAAUCGUCGGACAUGCGGAACUGGGAAGGGCAAUACGAUUGAUCAUGUCGGAAGAGGGUUCGGCAUGUAGAUCGAGACUUCAGGAGCUGAAGAGAGUGGCUGACGCAGCUGCAGCAGAUGGCGGAGCAAGGAGUAAAGCUUUCGGUGAUCUCGUAGAACUCAUUCCCGGCACAGCCAGCCUGUGAAGUCGAUGGAGCCACUGUGCAACAGACUGAAUCCAUGUGCGAUUAUAGACUGUUCUCUGUCUCAAAACUAUAACAUAAUACUUUUGCCUAGUUCAUACGACUAUUCUUGUGAUAAAAUGAUAAAAUAUGGACAAUAAAAUGAUUCGUCUCUGUCUCUGCACAAUACAGUACAUGAGAUCAAGUACCACGAAAAGCUGAUCUACUGAAGGGUACAGUCCAUAGCAAUCAUCUUACUCGGUGCUCUGUACUAAGUAGAAGGCGGACUCGUUUAGGUAAGUCGAACAUAUCUACUGCAAGAAGGAAAAUUGAAUUACUCCAUGCCCAUUGCUACUAUCGAGAUGAUAGCAAUCAAAAGUCCUUACGUUUCUCGAAUGUUCUGCAUGUAACACAUUUUCCCGAGAUAUUUCGUAUGUUAAAAUUGCGCAAUGCACAUUUUAUUGGAGCGUAUC